GUACAUCGUGAGUUACUGUGACAAUUUCCACAUUGAUAUCGCCCAAAGGCGUACUUCUUGACGACAUAUUGUGUGAUCGUGCCUUCAAUAAUGGGGCCGCUGUGUUUUUUCUCUGAAUAUAUUGCUAGCUUUACCGCCCGUCAAUUUCACCCCGCCCACAGUAUUCAGCACGGAACUGCCUCCAGAGCGUGCUUUACAGUUCUACCAACCAUGAGCCCCUUUGCCUUCAUUAUCGCAAUAGUUGCCAUUGCGCGAUUCGCAACGGCAUAUCCUCACGGUGCCAGCUCAGCUGUUCAGUUACCCUCACCGACUAGAAAUCCCGAAAAACAGUCAGCUAGCGCAAGCGCCACCCCGACCCCGAACGAAGCUUCCCUACCAGAUAGCGCAAACCCAAUUCAAGGACUGCGCCCGGCGUUAGACGACGCUCCGCGGGACAGUCCAGUCCCGACACGCGAUCAGGGCUCAGGAAGCGGGAAUAUAGUCCCAACGGUGAGGGAUGUGUAUGGUACGAGAAGAACUCUAUAUCCUCCCUUUUUUCUUGACUAGGGCACAUAGGCUCAUACAUUCCUUCUAAGGUAGACUCCUUUAGCGGUACCUGGAGUUCUGGACUAUUCAAAUAUACAAUAUAUUGGCUAUUCUUUCUCCUAGCUAUUCUCUUAAACCUAGUAGCGGUACGCUGCUCCUCACGGGAAAUCAUCGAAAUCAAAGCUUGCUGGUCCCGUAAGAAGCGGAACAAGGAGUGUCCCGAAGAAACCCAGCCUGAAAACCCUGAAGGAGCGCAGCUUGUGAAGAAUUCACUCCGCGAGACUCAGCGGGUCGGAGGGGAGCCCUUGGCCGAACUUGACGCUCCCUCUGCCUAUUAUUGCACGCCUCCCACUCGGUUGCCUCUCGCUACUAUCGCCAAGUACCGGUAGUGCUAGUAUACCGACCCAUUAGGUAUUACUUUCAACAAAACCCGUAGACCCCACAGAGGCUACAGUACCACCCCCUCCCAGCGUUCAACCCGUCCUCAAUACCUCCACAGCCCGAUCCUCUCGUUAAUACAGCCGCGUUGGUAGCGUUAGUAUACCCUUUCGGGUACCUCCGGCCCUCCGGGACGCUCCUCUGACAUGAUAUUCAGUAAAACAACCUGUCAUGGGUUUCCGGUAUCCGGAGGCAUAUCCGAAAAGCAAUUACACAAAAGUCCCCCAAUACUCUCUUAUUGUUAAUAGCCACUUUUACAGCUCUUGCGGGCUCUCCGAACGGGUGUAUACUUCGGGGCCGAUAGUACGAUUUCUUGUUACCCCCCUUUUUUCUUUUUUACUGUACUAUAUCCCCCGAUCACCAAAAGAAAAUGCAAUACAUACAUAGGUCAUUCCCUGGGGGAAUGGCCGAAUACAUACC
Molecule: messenger RNA, 1383 nt
Organism: Tuber aestivum (summer truffle)
Lineage: Eukaryota; Fungi; Ascomycota; Pezizomycetes; Pezizales; Tuberaceae
Source: the annotation of a GenBank genome assembly